This is a messenger RNA of Eimeria mitis, 2424 nucleotides long. RefSeq lists its product as uncharacterized. The coding region runs from base 1 to 2424 and encodes 807 amino acids. The transcript is spliced from 2 exons. Lineage: Eukaryota; Apicomplexa; Conoidasida; Eucoccidiorida; Eimeriidae. The record is from RefSeq and is a predicted model, not a curated record.
AUGUUACACCCAGACCCUCAGCUGAGCGCCCAGGAUGCCUGGGGGCAGGGAGGGGAGAGAGAGCGCAAAAAGAAGGCGGAAGAAGAAGUUAAACCUCCCCGAGAGGAACUCCAACCGGAAGGGGAAGAAGGAAAAGAAGCAGAAGAAGCAAGAAAAGCAGAAGAAGCACGAGAAGGAGGAAAGCCUGUGCAGGAAGAAGAACCUUCACCGGAGCAGGUAUUUUUGCAGCCAGAGGAACCUGCGAAAGAAAUACCCCUGCCCCAAAUGCCUAUGGCACAAAUUCCCGUGCCGCUACCGCGGCGUAAACCAAAAGCGGAAGUUCCACCGGAGAAACAACCGGAGGAGCCUGGUGGCGAUGGAAUACCAGAUGAAGGAUUCAUGCAAAGGCCGAUAACUCGUGCUAGGAGGACCGGAAAGGAGUUUGUCCGGAAGGCGGGGCCUCCUCCCGCGGCCCUUCCCCAGGCGCAACCAGGUAUUGAAGAGGAAGAGGAAGCGGCAGCAGAAGAACACGCCCAACAAGUGACUCAGCCACUACCUGUAGAGCCUACUCCACCACAGCCUACCUUGCCACAGCUUCCGGAACAACCAGCGCCAGGUCCAGCGCCAGGUGUGCCCGAAGCUGAGUACAUGGAGCCUUCUGUCCCUCCAGCCGUUGUCACUUUGCCGCCCCACGAAUACCACGGACCCAUACCAGUCGCGUACAUCCACGAAGAUAAUGAUCUGCAAGAAUUAAGGGCUCGGCAAAACGUCAUCACCAAUCUGGUUAAUGUUGCGGCCAUGCUGGUAGAUGAAUUGCCAGGAAAUGAGGCACGAUCAAUUCUCGAUGUAUUAAAGGAAAAAGUGGACACAGCUGAAAAGGCGGAAAGGGAGUACAAUGUUGCAAAGGGCUGCAUGGAUCCAAACCUUCCACUCAUUCGGAGUGAGACCGUCAGCAAAAUGGAAGCAUCCAUUGGAGGAGCCCGCGAUGCUCUAGUGGAGUUGGUAGGUCUUGCAAAAUUCCACGGUGAGCAGGUGCAUGCGUACUGUUCUGAGAAUAUUUUUUUUUCGGACGCCGAGGGUUUGCAGACAGCUCUGGCGGAUAUGAUGGCUUCGACAGCGUUCAAAAUAUCUCUCUCGACGCUGUCUCGGGUGGGAAAUGAUUCAAUAACUCUGAAACAUGAGAUUGAGGACCAGCUUAGAAUCCUGCAGUCAUUAGAGUUCGUAGACGAGUGCGGAGCAGAUGAUUUUGUCAAAGCUUACGCAGCCGUUGCUGCCAUGAACUUCAGGAUGAAAGCCUUGCAACGUUUGUCUGCUCUGGACAGUGCACUGAAGAAAUAUAUACUACAAGCUCACAAGGUUUGGAUGAUGGGAAAGCUGCAGUUGGUUCGCAUACCGCUCGAGAUGGAUACAAAUUUGAUACAGGAACUUCAUGUGUUAUUGUCAAAAAAUCGCCCAGCAUCUGCGGGGCAAACCGCUUCUGGAAUAACAAAUGAAGACAUGCAAGCCGUAAAAGAUUUGUUUCAGCGGCAAUAUAAGGAUGUUCAAGGUAUGGAUGGUGCGAAGGAAGUCGAGGCUGUUAAAGCUGCGUACGAACGCGCGAAACUAGUUAACGAAAGGCUCAAAUCCAUACUGGGAGUGCAAAAGGAUAAGCUGAAUUUAGCUCUGAAGCGCCAGCCGCUCAGCAAGGAAGAGGCCAACGCUGCGGCUGAGGCCAUUGCGAAAAUUGCUGAGACUGCCAUCGGCGACAGCGAAGAAUUCUGGCGCUCUGCGCAUGAGGCUUAUGCACAGAUUGGCGGCAAACCUGAAGAUAUUGUUGUGGCUAGCGGCAAAGCGCUACUGCAAAAACUGUCAACUAAGAUAAAGACCAGUACUGGUGAGCAGGUAGAGGGUGCUGUGACCGCUGAGAAUGUUGCCGCAGAUGCUGUGAAGAAAUUGUUUCUCGAACAAUGGCGCGGAAUUGAAGCUUUGGCGAGGGAUUAUUGGUUGAGAGCGCAGGAGACGGUAGAGGCGGCGAGGAAGGUGAAAAAGUACAAACUAGAUAACGAAACAUUUGGAUCAUCUGGACUGGAUAAGAGAACGAAACUUAGGACUACGGCGGUUGAGAGGAAAGCAAAGACAGGACUUCUGUUGCUAAGAUUUCAAUGUUUGCAUGAAUUAUCAAAGGAAAUUGAGACGUAUGAAAGAACACUUAGCGAUGCACUCAUGUAUCCAUUCGACCCUUCAUCAGGGGCAUGGAAUGAAAUACGAGAGCUGAAAAACCGAUUCGACUCUGACAAGGCAAUGCUGAAAGACGCUAAAAAUGUUGAAGAUAUACCUGAAAUCAUAGAAAGGAUGCUGCAGUUAUCCUUGAGAGCGUUGACUCUGAUUGAGAACGAGCGCUUCGCUCAGAUUAUACGGGGAAUCGAAAAGGCACGCACUGAUAUUCAUAACUCAGCGCGGUAUUAA